Daphnia pulex (common water flea) is the source of this 27192-nucleotide messenger RNA. Its product is annotated as mucin-12-like. The coding region runs from base 347 to 26785 and encodes 8812 amino acids. The transcript has 7 exons. Lineage: Eukaryota; Metazoa; Arthropoda; Branchiopoda; Diplostraca; Daphniidae. The record is from RefSeq and is a predicted model, not a curated record.
AGGAGGGAAAAUGCUCGACCACUACCCAACAGUGGAUUUAGUCUUCGAUCGGACUUGACUCUGAACAGUACAGCUCUUCCAGUACUUGAAGAUCGCGAGCUGGGCCGCGAUAGUUUAUUUAUUGUAUUUAUUUUAACAUCUCCCCCACCUUCUCCGCACCUCACCAGCUCACACUCCAAGUCCAUUCACCUGGACUAUGUUCUGGCACAAUUGAUCGUUCCGAGUUGAGCAUUGCCAUCCACAUCGUAACUGCGGAUUAAACGAGCACAUCCGAAAAAAAAGAAAAAAACGAGUACCUUUUUUGUUCCAGUCGUUCCGACAUCUUAUUUAACCAAUCCGAGACGCGAUGCGUGCCCCGGCAAUCGUCAGUCUCCUUCUCUUGACGAGUUUUGCGUCAGCACUGAGGGUGAGCCAACAGAGCAGCAAGAAUCAACAUGACGAGAAACUGUCCAUCGGUGCUUCUUGCCUGGUUAGCUGGGAGUGUUUCAGCAUGUGCUGCACACCCCUGCCGUCGAACCAGAUAAUGCCAGAUGGACAGAUUGCGUCCUGUUCGAUCCGUGAUGACGGCAUCCUUGAAGCUCGCUGCAUCCAAAGCCCGGAAGAGUGGGAAGAUUCGAGCGAGCUGAUGGAGCGCAUGGGCUUGUCCGAACGCCUUGAGCAACUCAAAAACAAUUUGAAGUUCAAGAAGAGGAUCAUUAUCAACAGUAGCAGGUUGAGGAACAAGACGAGCAUUCAGCAACCCAUACUUCCAGCAUCACCUGGCCAGCUGGAGUAUCCUGGACGGCGCCCAAUCUUUAACGAGCUACCCAUUAAGGAUCCGACAUCGGCUGCGUUCCACGCUUGGAAGCCUGAAGAGGAGUCGCCGUCUUACAGCUUAGUAUCGCCUCUUAACCAACAGGAACCUUUGGCCGUCAUCAAAAGCAAAUUUCAGGCUUCUCUGAAGGCCAAUUUGACCCGCGAUGCAUCACCGACUGAUUCGCCGUCUUUCCAAACGGACCUAUCGGCCACGCCAGAAAUCGACACCUCGGCCCUGUUGGAAGAACUUCUCAGUCUCUCAAAUGAAGACAAUACCCCGCUCGUCAUAGCACCAGCUCCCAACUUCCCGGAUGAUUCUUUAGCGACGUCGACAACAGAACCAGAAUUGAGCGUGGAGUUCUUGGAUUCGGAUUUCGGAACCGCCCCUUCGUUCACCCUUGAUAGUUCUCCUCCGUUUCUUAUUUCAUUUCUGGAUGACUCAGGAUUCUCCACCAUUUCAGAAGGGACUGUAGGAACGACAGAGGGAUUUGAAGCCUCUUCAUUGAGCACUAGCCAAGUUGAGACUACGACGACUCCUCAACCCAUUAGCACUCAGCAAGAGACGACGGUGACGGAAGCGACUAGCCUCUCGACAGAAGCGACGACCACUCCUCUCGCCACUUCAACAAUUCAAGGUACCAUCCAGCACUUGGAUCCGAUCGGAUUGACUCAGACGACGGACGCUCCGACGGAUUCUUCCCACACUUUCACGACAUUCUUGGUCUCUUCUACAACAGAUGUUUCCUCGUCGCCUGCCGACGAAACUAACCCGACAGACGCGUCGCCCACACACGUUUUCUCUACCACUAAUCCUAUUGAUACCACCUCUUUACUCACUGUCUCUACAACUGCACCGCUCGAUAACAACCCGACCACUAACCAAGAUACAAUGACUAUGACUGAAGGGCUCGAUAAUAGUUCGUCUAUUAAUGGCGAACUCUUGUUGAGCUCUACGACCACUGGCCCGUCGGUGCCAAUGACUGUUACACCCGACGAAUUGACUACCUUCUCUUCGUUGACAGAGACAAGUGAUACGCCCAGUAUAUCAGUGUCGUCGUCAACAACUUUAGCUAGUCAAGAAACAUCGUCUGUUCAGUCGACGGAAACCACUCCACAGCCAUCGUCGGCUACGGAAGGGAUUUCAACUGUUUCAGUAGAUAGUCAGAGUGUGUUAGGCAAUAACGAAUCAACAACAGAAGGAUCAUCGGGAUUUGCGUCGACGAUAACUAGUCAAACCGAAAUCGUCACACUUACAGAUUCGAUCACAAGCGAGCAAAGUGGAAGCGCAGACGAAACGAAUUCAUCGACAAUGAGCACUUUUACCAAUGACAACUUGACAUCCGCGAGUCCAUCCGUAACAGAAACUCUUGCUUUUGCGGAUGUUUCCGGUACGACGUUGGUUAACAUGAUUCAAUCUGUUACCGACGAGACAACGACAGAACCAAACGCUGUGACUACUGCAGGGCCAUCUACUGCAGAUGCUGUUGUUACACAAAAUUCCGUUGACAAAACCACAAUAACGAUUGCAACGGAGCUGACGGAGCCCGGUUCUACAACCAUGGUCGAUACUGUUGCGAUAACUGAAGAAAGUUUGAAUUCUGAGCGGGAAACGACGUCGACGUCAAGACCUUCUACUACUCUUGAAUCGACAACGUCUUCGCCGGAAAUAACAUUUACUCAGCACGAAAAUCUAAUAACCGAUCCUGUAGGUACGGAAGAAACUCUGAACCAAUCACAGGUUACUGGCAGCACGGUGGAAUCCAGUACAGCGAGUACAACGUUCAGUUCAGACUUAACAGUUGACGAAACGACAACUGAGAAACAAAUGCUGGAGAUUGGAUUGGUGACCCAACCGGAAGAUUUAAGUACCGGUUCUUCUAGUUCCACUCAAGACGCUGAUAAAACAACACAAACAUCUCAGACAAAUGGUCAAAGCGAAACGACUACUCUGUCGAACAUUUUGUCGUCGAUUCAGAGCACGCUUACGUUUAUUAACGAUGUUACGUCAACACCUAUUGUACAGACUACCGAGACCGCAUUUACGGAAACCGAAGAGAUUUCUACUAAUGGUCCAGCGCAAUCACAAGCCGUGACGGAACUGAGUAGUUCAACAACCAUUGAAAUGCAAACUGAAUUAUUUACAACUCCAGCGCUGACUACUAAUUCAGAAUUUGAAACAGAUGUUGUUGCUACACCUUCCUCACCAUCAGCAUCACCUACUAAUUCCACCAAUGUAACCGUAGGCCAAGAAACUACUUCCUUUCAGGAAAAUGCGAUGCUGGUGACUGAAUCCCAGUCCGUCACUAGCACUACACUCGGUGAUGCAUCAAGUGAACCAGCUACUACAGAAGGUACAACCAAUGAAUCGACUAUUUCUUCCAGUUCCACCCCAUCCAUCAAUCCGACAACAGUUAUCGGAUUCCCAAGUCAAGAUACAACUGUGGUCGAUACCACAAAUAAUCCAAAUGGGCAAGAAACAACGUCGAUAUUUAGCCAGUCUAGUACUUUCAAUCAAGAAACAACAACAGAAAGUAAAGAAACGGUCAUCUUCGGGGACACUACUUCUACGACAAGAGACGAAACUACACAAAAUGAACAAAUAACAACACCUUCGGUAGUAUCAGUAGAAAAUAUCACUAAUGAAUCAAUAACGGAACUAACAGAGCAAGCUUCGUCGGCGACAACAACUUUUAGACCUUCAACCACCCUGGUGUCGACAACUUCCCAAUCAGAAAAUAGUGCAACCGAUUCUUCGGAUUUUGAAACCACCCAGAAUCAAGCGCAAUUCACGGGAGUCCCCGACGAGUUUUCAAGUACCAUAGGUAGUUUAACUUCUAGUACUUCAGCUGUCAUGUCUACCGAAAGAACAACUACAGUGAAAACAACUACGGAUAUACAGGAGCCUGUCACUGAAUUGUCCUCACAGACGGAGGACUUCACGACUACCAUCAGUUUUAGUGCUUCUACUUCAUCGGUAAAUGACGAAACGUCUGGUGGAAGCGAGACGACGCGAGACGAUAUGUUCUCCUUCACAAACGACUUGACUACGUCGGCAUUAGUGCAGACUACAGAGUCAACCGGAACCGACCAGGUUGAAACAACUGUUCAAAGUCAAACUGAAGAAACUCCAUUCAGUACUACAUUGCGUACUUCUUCUAGCGCAACUCAAACAGGCAAUCUUACAGACUUCACAACAAGUUCGGAUGUUGAUUUAGCUAUGUUAACAACACCAUCAACAACUAUCACUUCAGUCAGUGAGACAGCCAGCCAAGAUUUAAGUACUACUAUUGAAGAACAGAUGCCUUCAACUGUAUCUCAAUCUUCUUCUAGUACAACUAUACAGAGUCAGUCUCAUGUGACGGAGGAAACAACAGCUAACAAAGAAUCGACCGUUUUAUUCAGUGUCACUCCAUCAAGUAGUCCGACGACGAUUGGUAAUCAAGAUACAAUUGCGGGUUUCCCAAAUGAUCAAGAAACAACAGCACAGACGGUUAGUCCAUCUAGCACUUUCAGUCAAGAAACAACUACUGAAACUACUCAGACUACUAAUUCGGUGCUUUCGAGUACUGUCGGACAGACCCCACAAUUUGAACAGCUAAAUUCUACAGAAAGUCCUGCAUUGGAAGUUAUCACUGAAGUCUCUUCGGUUCAAACGGAAGUAGCUGAGAGUAGUGUUACAACAUUCGCUGCAAGCGAUACCACAUUAAGUCAGGGAAGCUUUACAGUCGAGCAGGAUUUGUCAUCAAUUUCAACGAUUGCACCGUCGACAAAUUCAGUUUCAACUACCUCGUCUUUGCCUGAAACAACUACUCAGCAAACAGUUGUAGAAAGCGAUGUAGGAAGUACCACUUCCGAACAGGACCUAUCGUCAACUACCACAACAACAAAUCCCUCGUCGACUCCAGUAUCAACCCAGUUUUCUUCUGAAACAACAUCUCAGCAAGAAAAUACAGAAACUGAUUCUAUAGGUACCGAAACAACUAUUAACGAAUCGUUUGUUACUACUGCUGUAAGUGCCCCGACACCAACUUCUUUCACAGUAGAGGAAAGUAUUCCGACUCUGACAACAUCUACAGAGAAAGAGGUGAUCGUCACAGAGUCUACAACGCAGUCUGAAGUUGAAGCAAGUGCUAGCGUUUCAACAUCUACGCAAGAAACCUUUCCUACAUCAGAGCCGUCGACAACUCAAAACGAAAAGACUACAUUGUCCAGCAUUUUGUCGUCAGUUCAAAGCACCUUUGCCUUUACUACUAUUUGGCCAACGCCUUCAAGUAUAGAGAAUACCGAGUCGACACUGUCUGAAACGGAGGAGAUCUCAUUAGUUGCUGAAACGCAAUCUGGGGAAUCUCACACAACUAUCACGAAUAGCGAAAAUCAAUUGGGAAGCAGUUCCACAAUUAUUACUGCCAGUCCAAUCAAUGAAACCACAAUUGUCUUAUCCACUGAGGGCACCAUAACGUUUGGUUCCACAACAGUUGUUUUCUUUCCCUUAACUUCUUCCAACGAAGCUGGCAGUUCGUUGUCGGGUGAAAAUAGUUCUACCACUACAUUUUCGUCUACAGUUUCUCUAACAGAAAGUACAUUACCUGAUUUAGUUACAUCCGAUGCAGUCACUGAGGCAACACAGAGUACCUCUGUAACGGAUUUAGUGAGUGAAUUAUCAACAUCCGUUUCUAAUCCAAUCUUCACGGAGGAAGACGAUGCAAGUUCAGCAUUGGAACAAAACAUUCAGACUGAAACAGCUUCAUCAUUGGCUCAGGGUCUUUUAAGCACCGUCUCUACGCAAGAACCUGCUAACACUGAAAGAACAACCGAAUCUGUAGUUGUAACGUCUUCAAUCGGACAAGAACAUACAACGGGUGAAAUUCAAACCACCCAGACCUUAUCUACCGCGAUGACAGACGCUUUUGGAACGUCUUCAACUAUUUCCCCAGUCACUGUAACAAGCGGAUCAGACACAAACCCCAUCACAGAUGAUAUUGUUACUGCUAUGCAUGGAGAACAAGUUACUUCUACCAAUCCGAGUUCAUCUGCCAGCAAUGACAUUUUUACUACUCCUGAAACGAGUGACUCUACUCUACAAAACGAGUCAACAGUUUCCCCUUCGGACAAACCGACAUUAUCCAGUAGUCCACCAUUGGCUGAAAUCACUACUCAAGAAAAUGUAGAAACUUCAACACCGAACGUUCUUACAACGACAAUUAAUGUGAAUGAGGGAAAACCCAUAGAAGACCAAUCAAGCACCUCUCUCACACAAGAAUCUACAUCUGAGAGUGAAGAAACAACUCUUACCGAAACUGAAACGUCCAUUUCUGGGCAGCAUACCACACAGUUCGAAUUACAGGUCACUCAAACCAAUAUUGAAGUAACGAGUCAAACGCCCGAAAUCCAAACAGAACUGACCAAUUUUACUACAACAAUGGUAAACAAUUUUAAUACAUCCCUAGGGAGCUCAACGAUCGACCAAGAAUCCCAUACCACAUUUAGCCCGACAACAAACGCAGUGUCAACAGUGACAUCUGUGCUUGAAACACUUUCAAGCACGCAGCAAGAAAUCGUCACAACUGACUCUCCUGAAACUACUGUCAAUGAAUCGCUGGCUACCAAUGAGUCAGGCCAAUCAACAGUUAGACCAACAACUGAAGAAGGAACUUUUGAUGAUAGUACCACUACCGAAAGAACAACAACGGAGAAUAAACAGACAGUCACUGAAUCUCUGGUAACGUUUGAAAGUGACACCAAUUCAACUAUCGGUGGCAUAUUCACACAACAGAAUGAUCAAUCAACAAAACCAACUGAGAUGACUGUCGAAAGCGAAUUGACUACGUUGUCAAGUAUUUUAUCGUCAAUUCAAAGUACGAUAUCCUUUACUACUGGUUGGACGUCAUCUAGUGAUGUACAGAACACUGAGUCGACAUUGGUUGAGAGCAGUAACCAUUCAUUUUCUUCAGAAACCCAAACGGAAGAAUCUCUGAACAUGACAACAUUUAUUAGUUCCGCUUUAACCCAAAAUGAUUCUUCCGUGACUGGCCCGGAUUUAGUUCCCGGAUUUGAUUUAGAUUUUGUUUCUACUACGUCUAGCACAUUCAUAGCAUCUACUCAACCGCCUAAUUCGAUGAAUGUUACAAAUGACCAAGAAACUACUCCAAUACCUCGUCCAACAGAAACACAACAGGAUCUUUCGGUUGUUACGGAAUCUCAAUCUUCUAUUGGCUCAACGAUUGCUAGCGAAUCUUCUACUACAGAAGAAUUCCCUGUUUCGAUAAGCUCUACACAAUUCACUAAUCCGACAACGACAAGUGAAUCUUCUAAUCAAGAAACAAACUCCAUCGCAACUCAACCAAGCACAGAAUUUGAACAUUCAACUAAUUUCGCACCUGACACUACCACUGUUGAACAAGGAACUACAGAAACCGAAGAACAGCCGAGUAAUACUGAAGUCCCGCAAGUUACCACUGAGAAACUACAGACUUCAACGGGAUUAGAGGAAAUCACAACAAUUACACCCACUGUCUUGAUAAAUCAGGGAACGUCUACUAUUGAACAAAUUGUUUCGACAACUUCCAGUUCCUCGACUUCGGUGCCGACGACAUUUGUGACUGAAUCUACAAUGCAGUCUCAACAUACAACUUCUAUACCAGGUGCUUCCACGCAAGUGAGUGAUCAAAAUUCUGACUCAGUUGAAACUACCGAAAUUAACGAUAUGCCAACAUUGGCAUCAACUCCGAGUACGUUAUCCUUUACUACUGAUGGGGUGUCAUCAGCGCUGACCGAUGUAACAACAACAUUGAGUAACUUCUCAGCGCAAACGGAAACUAUUACAGCAAACACCGAUUCAGAAAGUUUUGCCACUUCCAGUCAAGGAACAGCAACUGAAACUCAACAGACGACGAAUUUAGUGUCUUCAAGUAGUAUCGGACAGACCACACAUUUUGAUCAGUUUAGUUCUACGGAAUCACCUUCACUUGAAGUUAUAACUGAAAUAUUUUCAGUUCAAACAGAAGUAGCUGAGAGUGGUGUUACUACAUCUUUCGCAAUUGAUACCACCAAUGAGGGAAGCUCUACAGCCAAGCAAGAUUUGCCAUCGACAACAGAGCCGUCGACAGAUUUAGUUCUAAAUACUUUGUCUUUUACUGAAACCACUACCCAGCAACCAAAUUUAGAAACUGAUUCCACGGAAACCUCGAAUAUAGAACAAGAUUUAUCGUCAACGACAACGAUUCCAGCGUCGACUUUAUUUUCAACCCAGUUUUUUUCUGAAACGACGACUCAUCACGAAAAUAUUCAAACUGACUCUCUAGAUACAGAAACAACUUUGAAUGAAUCGUUCGUUACUGAGGCCGCGAGUAUUUCGAUUGUAUCAACCACGGUGGAAGAGCCGAUCGCUACAGAGUCUACGACGCAAUCUGAGAUUUUAGUCAGUACUGGCGCUUCAGUGUCUACGCUGGAACCUUCUUCUACGUCAGAGAUACCUGAGGGGACCAGCCAAAGUGAAGCGACUACAUUGUCUAACAUAUUAUCCUCAAUUCAAAGCACUUUUUCUUUUACGACUAUUUGGCCAUCGUCGUCUAGUGCAGAGAACACUGAGUCAACAAUCGGGGAAACGGAAGAUAUAUCUAUAAUUUCUCAAACGCAAACUGGAGAAUCUCAGUUUACGUCAACAAUAAGUAGCGCAAAUCAAUUGGAAAUUAACAGUAGCCCUUCUACAUUAACUAAUACUGACGCAAGCAUUGGGACAACAGUCGUUUCGUUGACUGAGGAUCAAACAUCGUCGACCCCUGUUGAUCACUUCUUCAAUCCAGAAACAACAACUUCAAGUGAUCUUACGACUAUUUUGGUGUCUUCAGGUACAGAUGGACAAGUCACACAGUUUGAACAGCUGACUUCCACGAAAUUUCCUGCUGUUGAAGUUAUCACUGAAGAAUCCUCGGUUCAAACAGAAGGAGCACAGAACGGUAUUACUACAUCCGCCGCGAGUGAUGUCACUUUAGAUCAGGGAAACACAGCUAUCGAGCAGAAUUUGUCCAUAAUAACAACAUUUGCACCGUCGUCGACCUCAGUUUCAACUAUUUCGUCGUUGACUGAAACAUCUACUCAGCAACAAAAUGUAGAAAGUGAUUCUAUGGGAAGCUCUACUAGUGAGCAAGAUUGGUCGCCAACUACAGCUAUUUCCUCGUCAACUUUAGCAUCAACUCAGUUUGUUUCUGAAACAACAUCUCAGCAACAAAAUUUUGAAACUGAUCCUACAGUUACGGAAACAACUAUGAACGAAACGUUCGUUACUGACUCCACAAAUAUACCAAUUCCUCCGGCUGUCACAGUGGAAGAAAAUAUUUCCAAUGUAGCUACAACAACAGAGUCAACAACGCCAUCGAAAUUGGAAGAAAUUGUUAGCUCUUCGACGUUUACAGAAGUAACGACUACGUCAUCAGAGCCAUUUGAUCAAACAACUCAACGUGAAACGACCACUUUUUCCACCUUUUUGUCGUCAGUUCAAAGCACUGUUGCUGCCUUUACUACUAUUUGGCCACCUUCCUCUAGUGCAGAGAACACCGAAUCGACAACAGUCGAAACAGAACAAAUCUCAACAGUUGCUCAAACACAAUCUGAAGAAACUCAGGUCACAACAACAAGUACCACUGAUCAAUUGGGAAGCAGUAGCACUUCUACAGUAGUUAAUACUGACCCAAGCAUUGAAACUACAGUCGUUAUCGCUACUGAAGAUCCCACAUUGACGACUACAACAACUUUAAGUGAUCUCACGACGAUUUUGGUUUCUUCUGGCACUGACGGACAAGUUACACAAUUUCAACAGCCGAGUUCCACGGAUAAACCAGAAUUAGAAAUUAUCACUGAAGGAUUCUCGUUUUUUCCAGAAGUAACGGAGAGCGUUCUUACUACAUCCGUCGCCAGCGAUACCACUUUAAACCACGGAAGCUCUACCAUCGAGCAGGAUUUGUCUUUGAUAACGACGAAUACACCUUUAUCCACCUCAUUUUCAUCUAGUUCGUCGUUACUUGGGGCAACUACUGAGCAACAAAACUUGGAAACUGAUUCCAUUGGAAGCUCUACUAUCGAACAGGGUCAAUCUUCGACUACCACGACAACAAUUCCCCUGUCGACCCUAAUUUCAACUGAGUUUUUUUUCGAAACAACUUUGCAGCAGGAUAGUAUAGAAAUUGGUUCCACAGAAUCCCCUUUGAGCGAAUCGUUUGUUACUGGCGCCACAAAUAUUCCCACUACGACAACUACGGGGAAAGAGCCGAUGGUCACAGAGUCUAUCACUCCCGCCAAAACUGAAGAAAGUGCGAGCUCUAGCUCAACAACUACAGAAGAAACUUCUACGUCAUCAGAGCAAAAUGUAGAGACAUCUCAAAGCGAAACAACAACAUUGUCCGGCAUUUUGUCGUCGAUUCAAAGCACUUUUUCAUUUACCACUAUUUGGCCAUUAUCUUCUAGUACGGAGAACUUAGAAUCAACACUGUCCGAAACGGAAGAGAGUUCAACUAUUGCUGAAACGCAAUCAGGGGAAUCUCAGGUUACGACAGCAAUGAGUAUCGAUAAUCAAUCGGGAAGUAGUAGUCCGUCUACAGUAAUUAAUACCGACCCAAGCAUCACCACCACAGUCGCUGUGGCGAAUGACGAUCAGACAUUCGCGACCCCUGAUGAAAACAUAUUGAAUCAAGACACAACAACUUCCGGUUACCACACAACUACUUUGCUGCCGUCGAGUACUGGUGGACUAUUCACAGAAAAUGAACAUUCGAUUUCCACGGAAAAACCUGUUAUUGAAACUACCACUGAAGUAUUAACGGUUCAAACGGAACCAGAGGACAACGGAAUUAAUACAUUAGUCACGAGCGAUAGCACACAAUCUCAAGCUGUCUCUACUAUUGAGCAAGAUAUAUCGACCUCACGUCCCUAUUCGACUCCAAUAUCAACACAGCAUUCUCCUGAAACAACAACAUCUCAGCAGGAAAAUUUAGAAACUGAUCCUCUAAAUUCGGAAACGACGACUGGAUCAACUGAUCAAUCACUGAGUACUGAUGGAAUAGACCAAUCCAAUUCAACAAACAAUCCGACCUCUCUGGCUUUCACAGAUGACAAUAGUAUUUCUACUGUGUCCACAACUACGGAGAAUCAAAUAGUUGCUACUGAAUCUACCACUCCGUCUGAGGAUGAAACCAUCGAUUCAAAUACCAACUCUUCGAUGUCUACAGAAGAAAAUGUUUCUACACCAACAUCUGAGAAACCUGGGGGGACAAUUCAAAGCGAAACAGAGACAUUCACUUCUUUAUUUACUACCGAUUCGACAGUUCCUAUUGAUUUACAGAACAUCGGUUCGACACUGACUGAAACAGAACACAUUUCAACAAUUUCCCAAACACUAGCUGAAGAAUCUGAGAUCACGACUAGUCCUCUUGUUACAAUACCUAGUUUUACCAUGAAUACUGUACCAUUCAGCAGUCCGGAAAAUACUUUUGAAAUAACAUCAGAACAAAUAUUUGACUCUACAACUAUGUACGGUAUGACAACCUCAGAUGAUGAUGAUAGGCCUACAACCACCCAAUCAACAGUAGAUGCAUUUCCGAACCAAACAAUUGAAACACUUUCUUCUACAGAAGAAUCAACAACAGUGGAAAUUACCCCGCCCACAGCAACUACAAAUUCUGCCUCAAUGGAAACUGGCCAUGAAAACGAAACAACGAGGCCCUCAUCAGCGACUGAAAAUGACAUCACUACGCCCAUCUCGUUAUCGACUCACUUCAGUGAUCAUAUCUCUAUGGCAGUAACUGAAAGUUCUGCACAAUCUGGGACUUCAACGAUAGGUCUGCUCAACCCUGAAGUAAUAACCGAGGAGGAGAUAGCUUCUUAUGUUUCAUCUGAUGGUUCUACGUCUAUUUUCGUAUCCACUCAUACCCCAGAAGAUUCUACUGUGCAGCAAACAACUUCUAAACCAGUUACUUCGGCAGAAAUGAUAAUUAAUACCACACCAAAAAUUCCGUCUGAAACACUGGAUUCAGGUUCACUCCUUUCCAGUGCACCAUUUAUCCAAUCUACAACACAACCCACUACUGUUUUCACAACGACAACGGAAAUAAUUACUAACAGUCCUGUUAGUAUUGAUUCAACGUCUCAUUCAGCAAAUUUUGACAGUUUCACUACAGAGACAUCGACGCCAGAUUCUUCUGUUUCUCUUCCAGUGACAGUUGUACAGCACACGACCUCACAGCCAUUUGAUCUAACAACGCCCAUUUCAAAUGAAUUCCAAACUGACGGGAAUAGCCAAAACGUACCAACUGCCAUAGUCACUGAAACUUCCACAUCUGGAGGAAUUUCGUCUACAGAUCAAACCGAAAAUAUUGUAAUCAUUUCAUCCGACAACGUAUCUACUGACGAUCUUUCGAGUAGUGGAGCAACUGGUGAGCAUGCGGGUAGUGCAUCAACUGAAAGCUAUAUUGACACUAGCCAGAAUACUAACAGUCCUUCCUCUUCCAUAUCCUUUGCCGAGCAAACCCUGUUUUCUACAACUUUUGCACCAGUUUCACAAGAGAAUUUUGAUACAGAUUCACCUACGACCAUCCAAUCUUUCUUCUCGACAGAACAUAUGGGAAUGACUCUUCCAAGUCUAUCAACACUUUCUCCUCAGCACACUACAUCUGAUCUAUCUUCUACUUUGUUUUCUCAAUCAACUACUGUUAUUUCCCCAACAGGUUCGACUUCAGAAGAAGUGACGAGUACGACUUCCUUCACUACCACUAAUUCUCCUGAUUACAUCACUUCCGUUACUUUUUCCCAAAUCAAUGAUGAAGAAACGGCUUCUUCCACUAUCCACAUCGAUCUUUCUUCUACAUUAGAGCUGGAUACAGAAUCGACUCAUUCCAGUUUGCCUUCUACCCAAUCUGCAAUUCAAUCUACUUCUUUCAUAACGUCAGCAAUCCCAAAUGAUACUACCACUCCAGUAAGUAUUGAUCCAUCUUCACAAGAAACUAGCAAUGCUGGUUUCAUUGAAGAGGUAUCGACAGUUGACACAUUGGUGCCUACAACACAGACAGUAGACGGAACAACCACUCAGAAUGAAUUGAUCAUGACAUCACCAACAACUGCAGUUACUGAGUUUCAAACGGAGGACGUUAGCGAAGCAAAUUCACAAUCCACCGCCUCCCCGACUUCAACGGAAAAUGUGUUAACAACGGAAACAGGAGUGGCAUUAUCAACAUUAGAUAAUACAGGACCUAUGUUGACAUUUUCGACCGCCGUACCAGAAACCGAAAAACCCUCAAGUAGUGAAACAACUGUCGACAAUGAGAAUAUUUUCGGUGAAUCUUCCACAUCUGAACCCACUCCUGCGACGAACAUUUUAACAGAUGGUUUCACUCCAGAUGAAGGGACGACUACCACUGCCUUCACUGUAUCUAACUAUCCUGACUCUACAUCUUCCGUUACUGUCUCCCAAACGAUUAAUGAAGAAACGGCUUCUUCUGUCCAACCCGAACUUUCUUCAACAUUUGAGCAAGACACGGAGUCGCCUCUUACCAAUUCAGCUACUGAAGAGUUUACGUCAGAUCCCUGUACAGCAACAACAGAUGUCCUUACUGAAACUGUAACUGAUUUUUCAUCUACAACAGAAUCAAUUUUGCAAACCGAAUUCGUUGAACAAUUGUCAACCCUCACUCCACCCGAACUGUCUACAGUGCUUCAAGAAGAACAAACAAUUCGCCCCACAGAAACUUCAUCAAGUGGUGAAUUAAUUACAGAUGAAAAUAUGGAAUCUGUGUCGCCCAUGUUUUCCGCUACCCAAUCUUCAACCACCAUCAAUUCUGAAAUCGUAAGUGAUAACACGAGCCCUGUAAGUAUUGAAUCAACGUCCCAAACGGAAAUGAUGACCAGUCUAUUUGAAGAACUGACAUCUACAUCAACACCCGGGAUACAAUCAGAACAGCAAACAUCUUUUAUAACUGAAUCUACAAUCAUCCAAUCAAUUACUACAACACCUAGCACAACCGAAAAUUUGUUUUCUUUAAACACCACCCAGAGUUCGUUCGACGAAGACGAUAUAACAACCUUUUCAACAGAACCGUCAGAAGAAAGUUCUGAGGUACAAGAGCAAGAAAAUGGACUAACGAGCUCCGCAUCAGCAAUUGAAGUUGACGUCACAACACCCAUUCCUUUAACCACACACUUAAAUUAUCAGAACAUCACAACAGUAACUGAAAGUUAUGUCCAAACUGACACGUCAACAACAGAAUCUAACCAGGAAGUAACAAUAACCGAAGUUUCUUCUUCGACGGUUUCACUAUCAAGUGACGAGGUAGAGAUAGAGUCUGAUGGACCGAGUUCGGUUUCUAUCGUAUCCACUGUCGCGCCGGAAUCGUCCACUGAAAAUGAACAAACAAGCUCCUUUACCACAAUUGAUUCCGCAGUCACUAAACCCGAAAUUUUAUCGACUAGCCAAAACUCCAUUGGAGUAACUGAAAAUUUUUCUCAAUCUGUAACGUCAACGAUAUCAAAUCUGGAAAUAACAACAGAAUUUUUAGUUUCUUCAUCAGCCCAAUCACAAGCAAGUGAAGAAGUAGAGAUAGAGUCUGAUGGACCAAGUUUUGUUUCAGAAGUCUCCACUAAUACACCAGAAUUCUCCACCAUGGAACAAACAAUAUCACCGCCUACACUUUUGGAAACAUCAACCUCCAUCGAAAGUGAAAUGUCAACGAUUUCUGCCAUUCAAAGUUCAACAAUCGAAGAUGUGUCUAAUUCAAUAGAUGCUGGGCAAACCGAGUCGACAACAACCACAAAUUUGGAUGUUGUUACUUCAAAACCAGAUACAUCGGAAGAAAUUAUAAUUAACACCACACCCCAAAUUCCAACUGGAACACUGGAUUCAGAUUCGCACCUUUCCAGUAUGCCAUUUACCCAAACUACAACCCAGUCUACUACUGUUUUUACAACAAAUACUGAAAUUAUUACCAUUAGUCCUUCUGAUUCCUUUUUUUCGGAAACAACUUCUGGCACAUCAAUCAUCACAGAUUACGAAAACUUUGACACUGCCUCUACUGUUUUCUCAACGUCAUCAUCUGAUGGAACAGACGGAUUAUUGUCGACGUCUUCGACAAUGAUAGUUACGGAGAAUCUGGAUUAUUCUACUGAACCAUCAACACAAUCUUCUACUCAGCCGUCUUUUGUUGCAACUACACUUGAAACAGGCACGAGUUCUAUCAAUAUUGAUUCUACGACGCAAGCAUCUACCUUCUCUGAAGAACCAAACACCGAUUCCGAAUUUUUUUCGCAUUCGGAACAAACGGUCAGUUCAGCCGAAUUUUCUUCGACCCAAUCUGCAUUUACAACCACCGAAAAAAUGAAUGAGAGUGAUGACAACGAAACUUCUACCCUUUUUCCGAUUUCAACCAAUGCUGCAACGGAGCCAACUGCAACAACUGGAUCAGAAUCUAAUGUAGCAACUGACGGUGGGUUAUUUUCAACUUUUCCCAUCUCAAAUGAUCCGGAAACUCAAUCGACAUUUUCGACUUUACCACCUGAAACUCAAACAAACACUAUUCUGCCAACAGAACAAACAGAAACAAUUACAACGUCAACCGAGGACACAACUUCACAUUUUCCAAAUAGCGAAGCAACUGGUGAGCAUGUCAACAAUUUUGGUGAAUCUUCAGUGAAUGAUUCCUCAUCUACGGUUACAAGUCAGACAAACGACCCUUUAACUUCCCAAACUGUUGUUCAUAAUAUUGUGUCUUCUACUACUGUCCCCACUGACCCAGGAAAUGUGGAAACAGAAACUGAUUCUCCGUCAACUAUUCAGUCUGUUCUGUCCACUUUAAGUGAACAAAUGGGAAUAUCUCUUCCAGGUCUAUCAACACUCUUCCCUAGUAAUACUGUUUCCGCUCUAUCGUCCACUGUGUCCUCCGUGACAGAUAGUACUUCGAACGAUGUAAUAAUUUCAACUUACUUUACUACUACUAAUUCUCCUAGCUCUACUUCUAUAACAUUUUCUCAAAUUAAUAACGAAGAAAUGGUUUCUUCCACUGAGCAUCCUGAUUUUUCGUCAUUUCCUCAAUUUUCUACCGAAGGGAACGGACUAGUUACUACUUUCAUGUCUGAUAUUAACCAAUCUACACCUUCUCUAGUUUCACAAACAAGCAGUGAAAGUGAAAUCUUCCCUACAGUUGAACCUUUUCCUUCAACAUCAGGCCAGACUUCGUCUUCGUAUUCCACGAUUGCAUCCACAUCACUAUCAGACUCUUUACUAAGUACUGAAUUUAAUAGCGGUAACAGUGAUUCAUUUUCAACAACAAUAGUCUCUGUUGGUCCGGAAACGAUACUGUUGUCUACUCCAGCCCAAACGGAGAGUGGGGUACCAGAAACAACUGUAUCAAUGUCAUCAACGCCACAACAGACUCCUGGAGAGCAAAUAACUGAAUUAUACUACUCGACAUCUGAUGGUAUCGAUAGCUCCACGACAAAACCAGAAUCACAAACCUCCAGUUCUGAUAUACUUACCACUACGAAUUAUUUUAACUUACCAACAUUAUCUACAGUAGAACAGACGUAUGGAACUACUUUAGAAAUUGAAUCAGAGUCUUCAGCUUCUUUUUCCAUUCCACCUUCAGAGACUACAGAGUCGCAUUCUGUGCCCACAAGUGUAGUUUUUACCUCGACAGUUUUUGCCUCGACCCCAUCUUCAACUAUUAUGACCACAGACAUUUCCACUGAUUCUACAACUACUAACAAUGUUGAAUCAACGUCUACGUCAACGUAUACUUCUGUUGAAGAAACAAAUUACACAGAUAGUAACGAUAAUAGUAGCGAAAGUAGCAUUACGCCUGCCGUUCUUCCUUCUGAACCAACUAAUGAUUCUCUAACUUCUACAACCGCAUCAAGCGGAACUUCCGGGAUGACUUUCUUCACUGAAUCAUCCACUGGCGAAACCAUAUCUUCGUCCACUUUUUCUCUAACUGGAUUGACAACCGAAAUGUUUAGUGAUUUUACUUCUGAGUGGCCUUCUACAACACAUUCUCAUCAGAAUAGUGAUUCUGCUCCUCCUACCCCAUUUGGUUCGAUUUCUUCAACCACGCUGGAGCCAGAAGAUUUUUCCAAUUCAGAGACUACCGAAUCACAUUCUGCACCCACAACUGUAGAUAUUGGUAUUGACACAGACUCUAUUUCUUUAAUACCUUCUACCUUUCCCACAACCGAAAUUCCAGUUGAUCUUACGUCGGAGAUAUCCACUCCUGGCAUCCAAGUUACAGGCGAUUCUGAAUUAACUUCGACAACUGAUGGCUCUACCACUCUCUUAGUUUCAGUGCAACCUACAGAACAUUCAACGACACAGAUACCUAUAACUGAAACUUCAUCAAUUAGUGAAUCAACAACAGGACGACCAGAAUCGACUCAGUUUACUUCUACAAUUGAAACAUCUCCAACUUCAAUUGAAAGUACUAGUUCUGUAAAUAUUGAAUAUACAAUGGAAACUACUAGCACAUCCGGUUUACCUGAAGAGUUUUCCACAUUCCCUGCUUCGUCAACACAAAGGCCAGAAACCACAUCUCCAACCGAAUUAGACACAUCUCAUUAUGUUACUACCACAUCCGAAUUUUUUUAUUCGACUGAAAACACAGAUGGUUUAAUAUCAGUUGUAGCCACGACAGAUUCACCAGAGUUUCUAACAAGUGUAUCACAAGCACAAUCGACUGCUGAUCAUUCCGUGACCACUCCAGAUUCUGAUAACGGUACAACUGAAAUUGAAACUUCAACGACAGAUCAAUCCGAAGACACAGAUUUUCAAAUUGUAACAGAAAAACCCAUUGACUUAUUGGAUUCAGAUUCACAUAUUUCAAUGUCCUCUACCCAAUCCUCCACUGUUAUGACCACAAUAACUUCUAUUGAUUCUACCACUUCUAAUAAUGUUGAAUCAUCUUCUCAAUCAUCAACAACCGUUAAUUCCAUUGAGGAUGCAUCAACAAGUCUCAGUUUUGCGUCUUCAACCUCAACUUCAGUUGAAGAAACAAAUUUCACUGACGAUUUUAGUAGCGAAAGUAGUAUUACGUCUACCGCUCUUCCCUUUGAACAAACCUCUACCCCUGUUCAAGAAACACAUUUCACGGACGAUAACGAUAAUAGUAGCGAAAGUAGUAUUACAACUACUUUUCUUCCUUCUGAACAAACUAGUGAUUCUGUAACUUCUUCAAUCCCAUCGGAGGGGACUUCCGGGACAAUUUUCUUCACUGAAUCACCAACUUCACAGGAAGAAACCACAACUUUGUCCACGUUUCCUCUCUCUGCAUCAACAACCGAAAUUUUAACUGAUUUUACUUCUGAGUUACAUUCUACUACUCCUCCUCAUCAAACAAGUGAUUCUACCCCUUCUACCACAGUUGGAACCAUUUCUUCAACCAUCACAGUGGAACCAGUUUCCCAAACAGAAUCUACCGAAUCACAGGUUCUAACAACAGAAACGGAUGCGGAACAAGCUUCCACAACGAUGGGAUCUACAAUGGAAUCAACAGAAGAUUUCGUCGAUUCGACUACAGCAACUACAGUUUUUGAAAAUAUUUCAGUCCCUUCUGCAACAGACUCUACACCAACAACAUUUCCAUUGCAAACCUCAGAUUCACAUAUGUCAAUGUCCUCUACCCAAUCCUCCACUGUUAUGACCACAACAUCUUCUAUUGAUUCUACCACUACUAAUAAUGUUGAAACAUCUUCUCAAUCAUCCACAACCGUUAAUUCCAUUGAGGAUGCAUCAACAAGUCUCAGUUUUGAGUCUUCAACCUCAACUUCAGUUGAAGAAACAAAUUUCACUGACGAUUUUAGUAGCGAAAGUAGUAUUACGUAUACCGCUCUUCCCUUUGAACAAACCUCUAUCCCUGUUCAAGAAACACAUUUCACGGACGAUAACGAUAAUAGUAGCGAAAGUAGUAUUACAACUACUGUUCUUCCUUCUGAACCAACUAGUGAUUCUGUAACUUCUUCAAUCCCAUCGGAGGGGAAUACCGGGACAAUUUUCUUCACUGAAUCACCAACUUCACAGGAAGAAACCACAACUUUGUCCACGUUUCCUCUAUCUGCAUCAACAACCGAAAUUUUAACUGAUUUUACUUCUGAGUUACAUUCUACCACACCUCCUCAUCAAACAAGUGAUUCUACUCCUUCUACCACAGUUGGAACCAUUUCUUCAACCAUCACAGUGGAACCAGUUUCCCAAACAGAAUCUACCGAAUCACAAGUUCUAACAACAGAAACGGAUGCGGAACAAGCUUCCACAACGAUGGGAUCUACAAUGGAAUCAACAGAAGAUUUCUUCGAUUCGACUACAGUAACUACAGUUUUUGAGAAUAUUUCAGUCCCUUCUGCAACAGACUCUACACCAACAACAUUUCCAUUGCAAACUUCAGAUUCACAUAUUUCAAUGUCCUCUACCCAAUCCUCCACUGUUAUGACCACAACAUCUUCUAUUGAUUCUACCACUACUAAUAAUGUUGAAACAUCUUCUCAAUCAUCCACAACCAUUAAUUCCAUUGAGGAUGCAUCAACAAGUCUCAGUUUUGAGUCUUCAACCUCAACUUCAGUUGAAGAAACAAAUUUCACUGGCGAUUUUAGUAGCGAAAUUAGUAUUACGUCUACCACUCUUCCCUUUGAACAAACCUCUACCCCUGUUCAAGAAACAUAUUUCACGGAUGAUAACGAUAAUAGUAGCGAAAGUAGUAUUACAACUACUGCUCUUCCUUCUGAACCAGCUAGUGAUUCUGUAACUUCUUUAAUCCCAUCGGAGGGGACUUCCGGGACAAUUUUCUUCACUGAAUCACCAACUUCACAGGAAGAAACCACAACUUUGUCCACGUUUCCUCUAUCUGCAUCAACAACCGAAAUUUUAACUGAUUUUACUUCUGAGUUACAUUCUACUACACCUCCUCAUCAAACAAGUGAUUCUACUCCUUCUACCGUAGUUGGAACCAUUUCUUCAACCAUCACAGUGGAACCAGUUUCCCAAACAGAAUCUACCGAAUCACAAGUUCUAACAACAGAAACGGAUGCGGAACAAGCUUCCACAACGAUGGGAUCUACAAUGGAAUCAACAGAAGAUUUCGUCGAUUCGACUACAGCAACUAGAGUUUUUGAGAAUAUUUCAGUCUCUUCUGCAACAGACUCUACACCAACAACAUUUCCAUUGCAAACUUCAGAUUCACAUAUUUCAAUGUCCUCUACCCAAUCCCCCACUGUUAUGACCACAACAUCUUCUAUUGAUUCUACCACUACUAAUAAUGUUGAAACAUCUUCUCAAUCAUCUACAACCGUUAAUCCCGUUGAGGAUGCAUCAACAAGUCUCAGUUUUGAGCCUUCAACCUCAACUUCAGUUGAAGAAACAAAUUUCACAGACGAUAUUAGUAGCGAAAGUAGUAUUACGUCUACCGCUUUUCCCUUUGAACAAACCUCUACCCCUGUUCAAGAAACACAUUUCACGGACGAAAACGAUUAUAGUAGCGAAAGUAGUAUAACAACUACUGUUCUUCCUUCUGAACCAACUAGUGAUUCUGUAACUUCUUCAAUCCCAUCGGAAGGUACUUCUGGGACAGUUUUCUUCACUGAAUCAUCGACUUCGCAGGAAGAAUCCACAACUUUAUCCACUUUUGCUCUAUCUGCAUCAACAACCGAAAUUUUAACUGAUUUUCCUUCUGAGUUGCACUCUACUACCCCUUCUUAUCAAACAAGUGAUUUUGCUCCUUCUACCACAGUUGGAACGAUUUUUUCAACCAUCACAUUGGAACCAGUUUCCCAAACACAAUCCAGCGAAUCACAAGAUCUAACAACAGAAACGGAUGCGCAACAAGCAAUCACAACAAUGGGAUCUGCAAUGGAAACUACAGAUGAUUUUGUCGAUUCAACUACAGCAACUACAGUUUUUGAGAAUAUUUCAGUGUCUUCCGCAACAGACAUUACACCAACAUCAUUUCCAUUGCAAACUACUGAAACAGAUGUGCCAUCUACACUCUCCCCAACUUCAACAACAUAUACUGAAGCAUUCACUAACGAAUCUUCUACAUCAAGCGAUACGACGAUUGGUUUAGUUUCUGAUACUUCGUCCUCUCAACUUUUUCAAUCUACUACUUCUUUAUUGGACGAUUAUACUUCUUCUACGAUAGCGGAAAUUUCUACAGAUUCAACCGAAGUGCUUUCUUCUACACAUUCUCCAACAACCGAUGAAGCUAUGACUUCAUCAGACAGUGACAUAGCUACAACGUAUACGACUGAAAUUAUUCUUAGUUCUACGACUUCCGCGUUUACUGCGGAGACAUCUAUUGUUAAUACAACGCCUACUUCUAUGUUUGGGUCUACUUCAGAUUCUGUGACCCCUAUUUUUCAGUCAACAGAUGCCAAUUUAGUUACCCUUGACGAAGAUUACACUUCUUCUACAGUUGAAUUUACAAGCGACAUAGCUUUUGUGCCAACUACUGUUGUUACUCAAUCGAGUGAUGAAACAGUUCUUCCUUCUUCAACAACAGAUCCAAAUUUUGAAAUUCUUUCAUCAGAAAUUUCAGGCACCUCUACACCUGAAGAUUCGUCAACAACAGAUAUGCAGCAAAGUAGUACCAGCUCUUUUUCUUACUCCACACCAGAAUCGUUCUCCACGACUACCAUCGAGCAAUUUUCAGAAACAUCGCAAACCUUAACGGAAUCUCCAAUUAGCGAGUCAGUUAUUACAACAGUUCCCACUAUUGUCACAAGUGAUUCUACUUCUAACCCUCAGUCAACUACAAUUUUCCAAUCUACCUACGAGACACAAGAAAACUAUGAUACAACUGUGGAAUUUACUUCCACGGCGGUGAACUCAGACUCUACUUUUCCUGCAUUUUCUACCAUUUCGGAAAGUUCUCCCACUGAACACCCCACGUCUACUGAUGGAUCGUCCAUAGGAACAACUAAAAAUCCAGAAUUAGAAACUGAUUUUCCAUCUUCCCCACAUACAUCGGAAAAUGUUGUUUUUACCACUGCAUUAGGUUUCGAAAGUAGCGAACCAAUUGCUUCUUCGACAACUCAAUCGUUAACAUCCACUCCUUCUAGUGGGACUUCCGCCUCAGACUUAUUUACAGAAUCGUCUGUUGCACCAAGCGAUUAUUCAACUGAAACAAAGACAACAGCAGAUAAUAGCGUGACAGAAACCGACAUGUCUUCUAUUCUUGUAACCACUGAAGCAUCGGACGAUUUAUUUUCUUCCUCGCUAUCCACUACUACUGUUUCGUUUACCACUGAGCCAUUUGAUGUGUCUACUACUGAUUUGUUGCCAUUAACUACUUUAAGUCAUUCUGUUCCACAUUCUUCCACAGAAUCUCUGACCACGGAAACCACGUUUACAACCGACUUAACUUAUUCGACUUCUUUAUUACCUGAAGUGUUAACUGAAUCAACAUUCUCUGAUUUUACUUCAACUUCUGUAACAACAAUGGGCUCAGGGUUUGCGUCGGCAUCUGAACCUUUCUUCUCAACCACCACUCCCAUAGACAUAUUUAUAAGCACUACUCCCAUGCUCACUCAACCAUCGACUACGACUUCACCUUCAUCAGCAGAUACUCUAUCGACUGAACCUUUUACGGUUACCAACGAUUACGAAUCGACCUCGGAAUCUACUGAGUCAUCGAGUUUAGCUACGACCGAAGAACACGAUGAACAAUCACCUUCUUCAGGUCCCCUUUCGACCGAUAGUUCGAUAACUACUUCCCAAACUUCUGUAACGUCUGAAACUACUGCUCCAGACCAGUUGAUCUCUGAUGUUACGAGUGAAGAAACUUCUCUUGGCACAACAACUGCAAAUAUUUUCAUUACUUCAACUGAAUCUCCUCAUUUCACUUCCACGACUGAUGCUGCAACUGUGAUAACUUCAUCUACCGAUGUUUCUUCGCCCUUUUCUACAACUGCUAUCACUACCGAACCAACAGAAGCUGUAACAACAUCCCAGAGUUCUACAACUACGCAUAGCACUCUUCCUUCCACUGUUAAUUUUACUACACCGCAAAGUACAACCUUGGUUGUAUCGAAUGAAGUUGUGGUUACAGAAGUAACGUCCAUAGAAGAAACGAGUACAUCAGAACCAUGCGAUGAUACCGAAGACGAAUUUACCACCGAGUUGGCAGUGACAGUGACAGAACCAACGACUGGAAAUACUGAUUGCGAUUCAACUACCAUAACAGAGGCAGAAGUAACGGACACAGCGGAAACUACUUCUACAACUGCUAGUUUGUCGACUUCUCCAGAUUUCACAACAGCCAAUACAUCGGAAUCAACCACACCAACCGUAUUCACUACACUAGAAGAUGUAGUACAGACAUCUACAAUGUCAUCAUUUGAAAGCACCACUGAAGAAAUAACUGAUGCAUUUGGGCUGAUUGAAUCCAAUUUUGACGUAACGGACAGUACGGAAGACAGUGAGGAUGAGACAGCGACCUUGGAAUGUAUGGAAGAAGAAGAAAGCGCAACUGUUCAACCUACAGAGGUUUCAGUUACCGAACAGAUAAGUGUCAGCAUGACUACUGAAGCUAUGACUACAGAACAAACAACUACUAAAGCCAUGAUGACCACUGAAAAAACAACAACUGAAUUCGUGACUACUGAAAAGGCAACUACGGAAUCCAUGACCACUGAACGAACAACCACAGAAGCCCUGAUUACUGAACAGCAAACUACUGAAGCCAUAACUACUGGACAAGACAUCACUGAAGCCAUAAAUACUGAAGAAACGACAACUGAAACCGUGACUUCGGAAAUAGCAACAACUGAAGCCAUGGCUGCUGAACAAGAAACCACUGAAGCCAUGACUACUGAACAAACGACAACUGAAGCCGUGACUACUGAAAAGACAACAACCGAAGCCAUGGCUGCUGAACAAGAAACCACUGAAGCCAUGAAUACUGAACAAACGACAACUGAAGCCGUGACUACUGAAAAGGCAACCACCGAAGCCCUGAUGAUUGAACAAAUAUCCACUGAAGCUGUGACUCCUCAACAAGAAACCACUGAAGCUAUGACUACUGAACAAACAACUACUGAAGCCGUGACUACUGAAAAAGCAACUACAGAAGCCCUGGUGACUGAACAAAUAUCCACUGAAGCUGUGACUCCUGAACAAGAAACCACUGAAGCUAUUACUACUGAACAAACUACUGAAGCCGUAACUACUGAAAAAGCAACUUCAGUAGCCCUAAUGACUGAACAAGUAACCACUGAAGCCAUGACUACUGAACAAGGAAUCACUGAAGCAGUGACUACUGAACCAACAACCACUGAAGCAAUGACUACUGAACCAACAACCACUGAAGCAAUGACUACUGAACAAGUAAUCACUGAGGCCAUGACUACUGAACAGAUAACCACUGAGGCCAUGACUACUGAACAAGCAACCACUGAAGCCAUGACUACUGAACAAGCAACCAAUGAGGUCAUGACUACUGAACGAACAACCACGGAAGUCAUGACUACUGAACACGCAACGACAGAAGCCGUGACUACUGAACAAACAACAACAAAAGCUAUGACUUCUGAAGCCGUGACUACUGAACAAGCAACCACCGAGGCCAUGACUACUGAACAAACAACCACGGAAGUCAUGACUACUGAACAAGCAACCACAGAAGCCGUGACUUCUGAACAAACAACCACAGAAGCUAUGACUACUGAAGCCGUGACUACUGAACAAGCAACCACUGAGGCCAUGUCUACUGAACAAACAACCACGGAAGUCAUGACUACUGAACAAGUAACCACUGAAGCCGUGACUACUGAACAAACAACCACGGAAGUCAUCACUACUGAACAAGUAACCACUGAAGCCGCGACUACUGAACAAACAACAACGAAAGCCGUGACUACUGAACAAGCAACCACUGAGGCCAUGACUACUGAACAAACAACCACGGAAGUCAUGACUACUGAACAAGCAACCACUGAAGCCGUGACUACUGAACAAACAACAACGAAAGCCGUGACUACUGAACAAGCAACCACUGAGGCCAUGACUACUGAACAAACAACCACGGAAGUCAUGACUACUGAACAAGCAACCACUGAAGCCGUUACUACUGAACAAACAACAACUGAAGCCGUGACUACUGAAAAAGCAACCACUGAGGCCAUGACUACGGAACAAGCAACCACUGAGGCCAUGACUACUGAACAAACAACCACAGAAGCCAUGACUUCUGAACAAACAACCACGGAAGCCCUCAUUACUGAGCAACUAACCACUGAAGCCAUGACUACUGAACAAACAACAACUGAAGCCGUAACUACUGAAAAGGCAACAACUGAAGCCAUGACUGAUGAACAAGAAACGACUGAAGCCAUGACUACUGAACAAACAAUUGAAGCCGUGACUACUGAAAAGGCAACUACGGAAGCUAUGAUUACUGAACAGGUAACCACUGAAGCCAUGACUACUGAACAAGCAACCACUGAGGCCAUGACUACUGAGCAAACAACUGAAAUUAUUACCACUACUCCGGGCCCAACUACAGAGAAGAUGACUACUACAGAACAAGUAACAACGGAGUAUGUCACCGAAGCACCCAUUGUAGAAACUACUACAACUGAAAAGAUAACAGUGAAACCCACUUCUGAACUACCAUUGACUAAUGCACCAACAGAAGUGCCGACGGAAGAGCUGACAGAAGCACCGACAAAACUACCAACUACUAUGAUGUCAGCCGUUUUUACUACGCCGAUCUCGGAUGUGCAACAAAGUACAACCUUCUCAACCACCUUUCAGGAAACCACCACUGAAAGUUACUUGACAACGCCUUUACUACCGAGUAUUGAAGUUAUCACCGUUUUCACUGAUCUAAUCGUACCCGUGCCCCCGCCCCCGCCAAUCAAUACUAUUUUCGUACCGUCGGUAUCUUCUUCAUCAUCCGGAUCAUCUCAAAGUUCGUCAUCAUCAGGGGAUUCGUCAAUCAGUAGCGGACCAUCCUCACCUUGGGGGGCCUUAGUUCCUAUUUGGAACGCUUUUCCAGUUUUAGGCAUUGCAGCACUUAUAAUCGCUUCGCCUUUCCUGCUACUUCUUUCCGUGCUGUUCAUUGGAACCCCUUUCGGUAGAUCUAUUGAUGGCGGUGGUGACUUGCUCCUUGCUCUUUUCAACGAUCUCUAUGAAGAUCGUACGCUGGACCAUCCUUGGUUGAUCGCCAAAAUCCUAUCGCAAAUGUUUCCCGAAGAAUUUAAUCCAUCUAGCAGCGAAGAAAGAAUGGUUCUUACCAAAUAUGUUGCAAAAAUGUUUCCGGAGCAACUUGAAACCUUGCAAAAUUGGAAAGAGUUGUCGAUACCUAGUGUGUUGAUCCAUUUGAUUCCGGAGAAAUUCGCUCAAGUAGACUAUAAGCAUCUGGAUAAAUAUCUGACCGAUGAUACAAUUGACUAUACCGAAACUGGAAACCUAAGAUUGUUAAUGCUUCGCCUCCUGACAGCCGCAAAAGACAAUCUUCCGGAAUUCGCCCAGAAAUAUAUAACUCCAGAUGUCGAAGAUAAACUGCGAGUUAUAGUGAAAAACUCCGAUUUCAUUUCAAAGUUAAAGAAUGUCAUACCGGAUUCGAGUCACUUGGAUAACGAAUGGCUUUUUGAUCGACUUAUGUUCAAAAUCAAGAAUUUCAAGAAAUCCGAUGAGGAAAUCGAGGAAUCAGCACCAACGGAACCAACAACACAAGGAACAACACAACCCGAAACACGCCCUACAACAACGUCCGUGUCACCACCUCCGAAAUGUCAAUGGGGCCCAAUUCUCUGUUCAAUUAAUCGCGUCUCUUUCCAACGGAAUGCAGACAAGCGUGGAGACGUAGAUGCGGGGGCAAUGAAGGAAAUUGUUUCUAGGAAACCCAACAACGUUCCACAGUGGCUUCGUGCUGCAAGAAGGAAGAAUGCAACUGAGAAAGCCCUGUCCAUCAAAGAGCCACGACGCGUUCCCAACAUGCUCUUCCGUCGUUUUCUCUUCGAUCCAGUCCGGGCUUAAUUCAACCAAGACAAAUUAAAUUAAAUUCAUUUCUGCUGCACAUAAAAAAAUAAUCUUUAUCAUUCGUUUUAUCAGUAAUGUUUUAAAAAUAUUCACACAACAUUGACAAGUUCUUUAUUCUGAACUUACAUUUUGCCCACACACGAGCUUAUUUCGCUUACCCCAAAUUCAGCAAUGAGUGCAGUAGAGUGGGAAGUGAUCUGGUAGAUCUGGCUGAACAUUUUAUAAAGUUAUAAAGCACCCAUUAUUUAAUUCUAUUUGUUGAUUUGAUUCAUUUGUGAAAUCUAUUUAUUAGUUAUUGCUAUAUGUAUCCAUAUAUUGAAAUAUUAAAAGUUGGACACAAAAAUCCAACAAGAAGUGUAAUGAAACUUAUGAAUGGAAGUAAUAAUAAACUUUUAAAAAUUUCA